UUUUAGUAGUUCAGUCGCAACCGAAUGGUGGGCGCGUCGAGUCGAUGAUAGUAAAAAGUUCGUCGUGAGUUUAUUCGACUUCUAUGAUCCGCCACUAUUCGUAUUUCUCUUUUUAUUCGUUAACAUAUUUCCCGGAAAAAAAUACUUGUCGAAAACAAUUGUUUCACGUGCUAAUAAUUAAUAUCUAUAUUCAAGGUUGCUUGUAACUCUCGUGAUAACAAGUUUCAUUAAAGACGAGCCACGUUCUGGUAGGCCAAGUGCAAUGGAUGAUGAAAUAAAAGAGUCCUUGAUAGAAGAUAAUCUUCACCGAAACCACAUUAGAUAUUGCAGAAUAGUUUCAAACGUCUGAAUCAAGAAAAUCGUUAAAAAUUAUUUGCAUAAAUUAGGUUAUGUAAAUCGAUAUGAUGAAAGGAGGAGAGAAAGAGAGAAGAUAUUUUGGGAUACUAUUAUACCGUGUUUUUUCGAGAAUGCCGAUACUUUCCGAUCUCUCACGACGAUUUCAUUUAUUGACGACCGACGCAAAACCUGAUCCACCACGAAUACCGAUCGAAGGUCACACGAAUAAUCUACGAUCAAAUAACGAAGAGAAAACAAAGAGGAAAUCUUUUUUGAGGCUGCCGAUAUCGAAGGAAGAAAGUGUUCCGUCAUUACAACGACAAAAGUCAGCACCAAGCGGUGGUACUACACCUAUUACUCCCACUGAUUUUCCUCCUAGAGGACGGAGAAGUCUUGGUAACGAAGCCAACGAUAACAACAAUGACAAUGGCGAUGAUUUACCUUCGAUGAAUGGCUUCAGGGAAUAUAAAAAACCGAACGUCAAGACGAGAACAAAGUCUCGAACGGCGAAGUCUUCACAAUCGGCGAACAUUAUCAAUUACAAUAUCGUUAAUUCGAAUGGAGUAAAAAUUGGAGCGAGGACUAGUUAUAUCUGUAACAUUAACAAUUUCUCAUCAAAUAAGUCUGCCCCGACGGAUACUAAUUAUUCAAAACCUAAAUCACGAUUAAUGCCGGAAAAUGUCGAAUUGUUGACUAGGUGUUACGAUGAAAUCACUUUUGAAGAUAUGUUCCUGAUCAAAACUCAUAUAGGUCAUGGUUGGAAAGAUGUUGCCAGGAGACUUUUUUAUUCAGACGGUCAAAUCGAACAGUUCGAAGAAAAUUAUCGAGAUAAAGGCAUAGACGAGGUAAUAUAUCAAUUGCUUCUAGAUUGGAAACAGGCUAACGCGAAAGACGCGCAUAUUGGAAAUAUAAUACAAGCCUUAUGGCUUUCUCAAGAGUAUGAUUGUGCAGAACGAUUAGCUAAUGCACGCACGAAAUGACCACAACAAAGUGAUAUGUGAUAUUUGUAAAUAUAAAAGCGAAGUUGUGUCGAAUAAGAAAGAAUUUAUUAGUAUAAUAUAUUUUUAUAUUAAUUUACAAUUCGACAUUAAUAUAAGUCUGACAUAAUGGAGAAAGUUUCAUCGAAGAUAUAUAUGUAUAAUAUAUUUGUAAUAUCUACCUAUGCUCAUAUAUUUUAUAGAUAUGUUCAGAUUUUUAUUUUUUCAAAGAUUAACGAGAUAUUUUUACUAAAAAAUCUCUAUGUUUUAUAAUUUACUGUAACAGUAAGUUAUCGUAAUUUUACCGGAUCUAUGAUCCAGUUACUUUAUUUUACUAAUGUUUUAUUGUAAAUAUUAUUAAUAAAGAGCUGUUUUAAACGAUA
This is a messenger RNA of Vespula pensylvanica (western yellowjacket), 1696 nucleotides long. RefSeq names its product protein immune deficiency (gene Imd). Gene Ontology annotation, biological process: signal transduction. Gene Ontology annotation, molecular function: protein binding. NCBI's taxonomy places the organism in Eukaryota, Metazoa, Arthropoda, Insecta, Hymenoptera, Vespidae. The transcript has 5 exons. The record is from RefSeq and is a predicted model, not a curated record. Bases 402 to 1316 code for a protein of 304 amino acids.